Letharia lupina is the source of this 642-nucleotide messenger RNA. RefSeq lists its product as uncharacterized. The transcript is spliced from 2 exons. The record is from RefSeq and is a predicted model, not a curated record. The coding region runs from base 1 to 642 and encodes 213 amino acids. Lineage: Eukaryota; Fungi; Ascomycota; Lecanoromycetes; Lecanorales; Parmeliaceae.
AUGGCAGGUGGCGAAACGCCAGAUCCAGCCUCCGCUUUUCGGCGAGUCCUCCCGUGGAGAGUUUUCGACCUGCAAUCAGAUCCGCAACGGUCCCACCGAACACGAAGCCUGGCCGGCGAGACAAUAUCUGUGACGAGUACGUUGGCGGCUUUGAUCUGGGUAGUUGUGUAUUUGUCGGGUGCGAUGACGAAAGAAGCGGUGGGCUGCACUGCGAGGUUGAUGCCUGAGAAUACUGUGACUUUGGGAGGUGAGAGUGCAUUGAUCGAUAAGUUAUGCGUAACUGCAGUCAAUGGUAUCGUUGAAGGCGCUGAGAGACGACCUCACCGCAGAGUCCAUUCCGUCACCCCCGAAUCACCAAAACCGCGCUUCACGAAGGAAGCAGAAAUCCCAAAAGGCGGCGAUCUCGACGGUCAUGAGGUCGGUCGCGACCCCAUUGCGGAAUCUCCAGGCAGGGGACUCCGUGCACGCCAGUCCACGGUACCGAGAAACAAAAAACUGCCCAUCGAUGGGCUCGUCCCCUGGCUCGUUCAAAGGAUCGGUCGCUAUAAAAAUGGCGUGAAUGCGCCGCUGCAUGGGAGGAUGAUGAUGGACGAAGUGGAGGUAGGCGGCGGUCAACUCCGCCGUAGACAAUGGUAUCGUUGA